Messenger RNA from Rhineura floridana, 4299 nucleotides. It is a transcript of the gene PDIK1L, whose product is annotated as PDLIM1 interacting kinase 1 like. Gene Ontology annotation, cellular component: autophagosome; cytoplasm. The coding region runs from base 251 to 1276 and encodes 341 amino acids. Gene Ontology annotation, biological process: protein autophosphorylation; autophagy; autophagosome organization. The record is from RefSeq and is a predicted model, not a curated record. NCBI's taxonomy places the organism in Eukaryota, Metazoa, Chordata, Lepidosauria, Squamata, Rhineuridae. The transcript is spliced from 3 exons. Gene Ontology annotation, molecular function: protein serine/threonine kinase activity; ATP binding.
UGGUUGGCCACCGAGAGUGAACUUAGUAGGCAGAUGACCAGCUUUUUGUAUGGGGGCCCCUGCUUUUGUCUCCUAAUCAGCUGCUCCCUGGACGGCUAUUCCCAGGUGGAUAUGGUCUCCUUGCGGUGUAAAGCUUCACCCGCUGGUUUCUGCAGACAGAGCAAGCUACUGUUAACGUCACAAGAGCAGGCCAGGCUGGAUUUUGUCUUUGUCUCCUUCUAGUUUCCCCCCAGAUACCUUGACCUUGAAGAUGGUGAGUAGCCAGCCAAAGUACGAUCUAAUACGGGAGGUUGGUCGUGGCAGCUAUGGUGUGGUGUAUGAAGCAGUAGUGAGGAAAACCUCUGCACGUGUUGCGGUGAAGAAGAUUCGGUGCCAUGCUCCAGAGAAUGUAGAACUCGCCUUACGUGAGUUCUGGGCACUUAGCAGUAUCAAGAGCCAACACCCAAAUGUUAUUCACCUGGAGGAAUGCAUCUUGCAAAAAGAUGGCAUGGUGCAGAAGAUGUCCCAUGGUUCCAGCUCCUCACUUUAUUUGCAGCUUGUAGAGACCUCCUUGAAAGGUGAAAUUGUCUUUGAUCCCAGAAGCGCCUACUACCUUUGGUUUGUGAUGGAUUUCUGUGACGGAGGUGAUAUGAAUGAAUAUCUCCUCUCCCGGAAGCCUAGCCGUAAGACCAAUACCAGCUUUAUGCUUCAGCUCAGCAGCGCUCUGGCUUUUCUGCACAAAAACCAGAUCAUCCACCGUGACCUCAAGCCUGACAACAUCUUGAUCUCUCAAACCAGGAUGGAUUCUAGUGACUUGGAACCCACUUUGAAAGUAGCUGAUUUUGGGCUAAGUAAGGUUUGUUCAGCUUCAGGACAGAACCCUGAAGAGCCUGUGAACGUAAACAAAUGUUUUCUUUCUACAGCUUGUGGCACAGACUUCUACAUGGCUCCUGAAGUUUGGGAAGGUCAUUAUACUGCCAAAGCAGACAUCUUUGCAUUGGGGAUUAUAAUCUGGGCAAUGUUGGAAAGGAUCACUUUCAUAGACACAGAGACAAAGAAAGAACUGUUGGGGAGUUAUGUGAAGCAAGGGACUGAGAUUGUACCUGUUGGAGAGGCAUUGUUGGAAAAUCCAAAAAUGGAACUACUCAUUCCUGUUAAGAAAAAGACAAUGAACGCUCGUAUGAAACAGCUGAUUAAGGAAAUGCUUGCUGCUAACCCACAAGACCGCCCAGAUGCUUUUGAAUUGGAACUCCGGUUAGUUAAAAUUGCUUUUAAAGAUAGCAGUUGGGACACGUGACCUCUGUAGUACUUUGACCUCUUGGUAGGAUUACAAUGGUGCAGCAUUUUGUGGAAGCAAAAAAAGACUAACUCAAAAUUCAAGGUGUCAGGGUUCAGGGUUCUUUCCCCAUUGCGUUUCUCUUGAUUUUCGUAAACAAAGCUCAAGGUGGCUGUUCUUGUUUCAGUACCAUAUAUGUAUAUUUCCAAGCUACAGCUGCAAUGCUAUCCACCUGGCCAGGAAAAUUGAUUUAUUAGGAGGUGAUUGCUUUCUAGGAAUAUUUCAAACAUUCCAGUUUCAUACUGCAGAAUUGGGAAUGCCAAUGGAAGAGAAGAUUUGCAUGCUGGUAAUGCAAAUUAUUCAACUUUGUAGAGUAAACAUGUAUAUAUUUAUGUCUGUAUGAGUGACUUUACUCCCCCCCCCCGGUUCAUGUGGAGAAAAUAUCCCCAUUAUUUAUAUUGUCUCAUAUUGAAUUGGGUGACCGUGGGUCAUCCGUGAAUUCCAUGUCAUAAACAUUCUCCACUUUUUUCUUAAAGAAAAAAUACGAUAGCACAAAAUGUGAUAAAUGCGAUGCAAAGGAACCUCUGAUUCAAGCACUGAGAUACAGUUGGGAAAAACUCUUAGUUUGGGAGGCUGUAAUAGUUUGUUUCUUGGCACAUUUCAGCAGUAAUGUGCCAGCACCUUGGUUAGUUUAUUGAGCGUUCAGCUUCAGGUUUUUUUUAGGGUAAAGAAAGGCUCUCUGUUAGAUUUGUUUCUAGCUCUCCACCCCCAUCUUUUACAUUUGAUAUCCAGCAUUAACUUUAAUGCAGGGUGUCUUUUGAUUAACGUUUUUUUUCAAAUGUAAAUCAUGGGGAAGAAGAAAAAACCCUCCCAAAUUCUGAAAAUUUUGCAAAUAUGAAAAAUGUUCCUAUAUCUUGUUGGUUUUGCCCUGGCUUUUAGAGGCUGGUCAAACUAGUUACUGCCCAUCUUCUUAGCCAAUAUUCUUUCAGUCACUUGUUAGUGGUGGUCUUGAUGAUGCGAUAUUUGUCUUGUUUGCUUGUUUUGUGGCACAAGGACUGUGAAAGCUUAGUGUAUCAUUGAACUAUCCAGAUUCUUGCCUGCUAGAAAAUGUUGCCUGUUUGAGGCCGGUGUGUGUGUGGGGAUUGUAAUAGUGAUAAUUCUAUUGCUCUCUUGUGAGGUUUUUUCUUUCUUAAAAAUUGUUAAAACAAUUUUAGGUAGUAGAUACAGAACAUUUGGCAGGACCCAGCUAGCCCUGUGCACAGAGAGCAGGGUACAUAAGAGGCUCAGUCACAGGCCUGUAUAGCCCCCUCUUCUUCCACCAUGCUACCUUUGUGCUCCAUUGCUAUUGUUUCGUGUGCACCAGAUUACAGCUGGAGCAUUUUCUCCUUAACUGAGGCCUUCCCUCUCUUGACUUCAUAUUCUGAAGCAAUCGGCAACCUCCGUCUGUCUUAGGCUAUUGUUAUGCAGGCUACUACCAUUUUGCAUUUGACUCUCCAUGCAUAGGGUAAACAAAGUUCCACCCUAUGUUGUUUUUUUAUUAAUAUACAGGACUGGAUAGCAAAGAAGAAUCAAAACUCUGACUUCAUGAGUAAAUAGAACUUCCAAAGGGAAAGUGGCAUAGUAUAUUUGCGUGUGUUCAUUUUAUUGUGGAAGACGGCUUUGUUUCAGUUGGAAUAGCCUUGAUGCUGUCAGCUACAACCUGGAAACCAGAAAGUGAACUGACAUUUUUCCCCCUGAUGAAAUGCACUAGAGCGGAUUGUACUUUAUCAUCCUUGUCUGAUACAGCUAGGAUGUGAAGCAUAAAAUUAGAACAUGUGUUGGUUUAUUCCUAAGCUGGUCUGUCUACAUUUAAGCAAGAUGCCUUUCAAAUGAAAAUAAUUUCCCUGACAUGAAAAUUGCAUAUCCUUUGAUCAGGAUAUAUACUUAACAGUGACACAGUGCAAUCCUAUGCAUAUUAACUGGGAAGCAAAUUUCAAAUGGGGUUUACUCCUAGACAAAUGUACAUAAGAUUGCAACCUUAACUGUUUUCAUAAAGCCUUUGGAAAAUUUUCAGAUUGAAAAUCUUGCCUAAAAUACUUGAAGAAAUGUCAUACUAAUGACCUGGGAUUUCACUGAAAUAAAUGUGGGAAAAAUACCUGCUUGUAAUAAUUGGCAUAUAUCUGCCUGGCUUUCAGUAUGAUGCUGUAGUAUAUUAUGUCAACUGAGGAUUCUAUUAAUAUCUGCCCUUUGACUGCAAAGGUAAUACAAAAGCCUGAUUUCUUCUGGGCAGUUACAAAUAAAUGUUCAAAGGCGAAACACUCUUUAAAGCACCACCUGUGCCUUUAGAGACAAGAUUAUAGGAAAGCACUCCUGCAAUCUCAUCCUUCACCCAACUUACUUAAUAAGUGUGUCAAACAAAAGAACAUGAGUUGCAGGAGUUUGAUAGUAUUGGAGGACUCGAAAAAACAGGAACUCUCAGUCAUGUCUGUCCUAACUAGUCUGAUUACUGUGUACAAUUUCUUGGCACUUGCAAAUCCUCAGCAAAUCCAGAUCUUGGAUACAUUAUUGCAUGUGCUUCAUAGAUGCAGUUUAGAAAUUAAUAAUAGAGCAAGUUAUAUUUAUCGCACAGUAAACCUGUUAAUACCCAAAAUGCACUGGUUGCUACUUCUUAAAGAGUUUGGGAGGCCUCAUCAGGUCACCUCCUUUCAUGGUGCUUAGCCCCUUGGCAUUGAAUGCUAACUUGAUUGUUCCAUUAGUUAUCCACUGAAUAAUUGUCCCUGAGAUCUGUGUGUGUGAUUUUUGUUGUUGUUGCUUGUGUUUGCUUUGGGUUCUUGUAAAAUCUCUGAAAUCAAAACUAUUGUAGCAGCUACAAAACAAUUCACCAGCGUAACACAGAAGUCGAGAUACUCAUCAGCACUUCAGAAAGAAAGCAAACUUUAAAAGCUUUUCCUUAUAAAUUGUAAACUCUAUUUUGUGAAGAAUUUAUUAAAGGGGGGAGGAUAAAUGAUUGUGUAAUUUAUUGAGUUCAUGACUUUAAAAGGAAAUAAAGUCUGAAUUGAAAGGAA